AUGGUGGAAGAAUGGAAGAGUGCUACCUACCUGGUGGAGCUCUUGGCGAUUUCGUUCAAGGUGAUGCGGGCCACUGACAACAGCUCGAAAGGCAUGAUUCGAAUCAUCUACGACCUUAUGCUCCAGCUGACCGAGGACGUGAACGCCAAGCUGGAAGCGGGGGAGAAGAUUUUGCCGCGGGCGGUUGCGGCUGAUAUUGGGAAAAUUGCUAGGCGCCGUUGGGACGAGAGCCUUGCUUGCGCGCUUCACCUCGUGGAGCGGAUCCUGAACCAGUCAAAUCAGGAAGAGGGUAUAUUUCGCAACGACGUGGAAUGUACCCGCAUCUUCAAGGCGUUCAUCGCACGUCACUAUGACGGCAAGACCUUCACCAACAAAGACAGUGAGGAGAAACGGGCCUCUCUUGUUUCGCAAGAGGGGCUCACGGCCUUCCUCACCCUUGAAGUCUCCUUCGGCCUCCCUGAGGCAAUUCCCGACAGGGAGGCCGUGAAGGCAGGCAAACACUCGAUGGUGUUCGACGAUGGCUCCACCUUUCACCCAUCAGGCCUCGUCAUGUCAGAGGACGAUCUGCUGGGCCACUUCGCCUCCCCACUGCCCCUCCUCUGCACCUCAACCCGGAACCCUAAACCCCGUUGUAAUCCUACGUAUCCCCUUUUCUCUUCCUCCCAUGUGUUUGACGACGGGUCCACCUUCCACCCCUCAGUGUUUGACGAUGGGUCCAACUUCCACCCCUCGGUCCUGGACAUGCCAGAGGACGAUCUGCUUGGCCACUUGGCCUCCACCUUCAACCCAACCCUUAACCCUAAUGUAUCCCUACGUAUCCCUCUUAACCACCUUCAGGUGUUUGACGACGGCUCUACCUUCCACCCGUCAGUCCUGGACAUGUCAGAGGACGAUCUGCUCGGCCACUUCGCAUCCGGUGUGGCCAACGUGGCCGCCAUCUCCCUCAGUGCCGACUACCCCACGCUCGCCGCCGUGCCGCACGUGUUUGCCAACUCGUACAAGAACGUCAUUGCUGUUGCGCUUGCUCUGGAUGAUUAUACCUUCCCCCUGGCCGACAAGGUCAAGGAAAUCCUCGCGGUGAGUCCUUCCCACCUCCUUUCUCUCCGAGUGAGUGUUGCCUUGCACAUCAGCCGUGAUCCUUCCAAGUUCAUGGUGGCAGCUGUGGCGGCGGCGCCGGCAGCGGCAGCUGAGUCGGCCAAGGAGGAGGCCAAGCCGGCAGAGGAGGAGGAGUCUGACGACGACAUGGGCUUCAGCCUCUUCGACAAGAUGCACUGCUCUGCUCGGCUUUCGCAGGCUUCAGCCUCUUUGACUAGAUGCGCUGCCGAACAAGGAGAAUCGUAG
This is a messenger RNA of Closterium sp. NIES-65, 1341 nucleotides long. The record is from the annotation of a GenBank genome assembly. Lineage: Eukaryota; Viridiplantae; Streptophyta; Zygnematophyceae; Desmidiales; Closteriaceae.